AUGGAUGAACUGCUUGAAAAAUGUUUGGAAAUUCAUAAAUAUUGUUCUGAUGAAGCAGGGGAAAGUAGAGGAGCCCCUGGACCGAGUGGACCGCCAGGCGAUGUUGGAGCACCUGGACCUGAAGGAAUUGAGGGACGAAUUGGAGAGAUUGGUAAAAUCGGACCUAAAGGACUUCCAGGUCCAGUUGGUCUACCUGGCAAUGAUGCAAUCUGUCCUACUUGUCCAGUCGCCACAGAAUUUGAAUUGCGUCCAUCUCCAACAGAAUGCCCACGGAUUGAGCAAAUGCAGUGUCCACAACUUCCUGGACGAGGAUCAAUUGGAGGUUAUGGAGAUAUGACUGGUGGAAGUGUAUUUAAUGAUGGAUUACCCAAAGUUGUUGAAAGAUUGUUGCCUUUAGUUGUUGAAUUGAUGCUUGAAAACGAAACGGAGACGGAUGCAUGUUUGCGUAUAUGUACAGCAACAAAUUUAACUGAAAGCCGAAUUCUAGAAGAACGUCAACGGAUGCCGAUAAGUACAGAAGCUGCUUAUAUUCAAGGGGCGACAGCUCAUUGUUUUUUGGAUGGAAUUGGAAGGUCUAUAUUCCAUGCCCAUGCAAACACAUUUUUCGGUUCAUGGAUGAGAGAUGCGUAUCCACGGACAGGUGCAGAUUUGGAAAAGCGUUGGUUGGCAGCACAUUUUGAGGGUGAUUCACUUGCUGAAUUUCGCACAGAAGCUGAUCUUCGUCGUGGAUUCCUCUCACAAACUCAUCAACUACCCCAUUCAUUUCGAGGAACGAAUUCUUUAAUAUUCAAUAGCUCUUUUUAUUUUCAUCGUGCUGGAACUCCUUUACUAGCGAAAUAUGAACUAACAACAAAACAUUAUGAAGAAAAAUUGAUUGCUGAAGGAAUGGCAUUUAAAGGGGAAGAUUAUUUGUUCAAUGAAUCUAAAAGUUUUAUGGAUAUUGCCGUUGAUGAAAAUGCUCUAUGGGUCCUCUUCCAUUAUAAAGGAAAUAACAAUUUGAGCGUUGCAAAAUUAGACAUUAACAAUUUGACUGUUUAUGAGAUUUGGAAUAUUUCUACGAUUGAUCACAGGAAAGUGUCUAACGGUUUUGUACUUUGUGGAGUUCUUUAUUUAAUUAAAAGUUCGUCAAUACCGGCAACUGAAAUAUCUGCAGCAUUUGAUUUUUACAGAAAUAAAUAUUUUGAACCAAAAAUAAAUUGGAAGAAUCUUUAUGGAAAUUCUAAUUAUAUUAAUUAUAAUCCUUUUGACAGACGUAUUUAUAUUUAUGAUCGUGGAUAUCUAUUAAGUUUGCCGGCAAGAAUAAAUUGGAGAACUCGCUGAUUUUUUUAAAUUUUUCAACAAAAGUUUGAGGUUUGUGAAGUUUUUAAAAUCGUGUCAGGACAGUUCACCAGGAAUGGAGGUUGUAGGCGAAAAAAAUUCAAUUUUUUGAUCAUCCCCCUCCUAAUUUCUGCCCCCUUUCCC
Molecule: messenger RNA, 1461 nt
Organism: Meloidogyne enterolobii
Lineage: Eukaryota; Metazoa; Nematoda; Chromadorea; Rhabditida; Meloidogynidae
Source: the annotation of a GenBank genome assembly